AAAGCAAUUUUGUUAGUGUAAUGGGAGUAUCAAAUGACACAAUUGAAGCAGAUGUAAUUAUGAAGCCUAUUGACUCGUUGGAGAAUUUUGAUGAACAGGAAAAUACGUUAAACUCAAGUAAAGUAGCAAGGUUGCAGAAGAUUCGUCAGAUUAGAAGUGUGGGUGGACCAACUCCGCGGAGAACAAUUAAAAAUGUGCUAGAUUGUGUAUUAGAGCGCAGCGUGCAAAAUUGUUUCAGCAAAGAUGGGUUGAAAGGAAAGCGAAAAUUUCUAAGUACAGCACUUUAUAAAUGUUUAAAAACUGCACUUAUAUCUGACAAAGGUGGUUUUGAAGGGAGCGAUAUUGAAAGACUUGUUGGUGAUUUGUUAAAACGGGCUGUACCAAAGUGGCAAAAAGAAUAAAGUUGUCACGAUUCUUCAUUAAGUAUUGUAACAGAAGAAACUUAGUUUUUUUAUUACUUAUUGUAAAAGACGCUCUAACAGUAAAUGGAAUCUAUUUUUAUUUUUUUG
Messenger RNA from Hydra vulgaris (swiftwater hydra), 509 nucleotides. RefSeq lists its product as uncharacterized. The record is from RefSeq and is a predicted model, not a curated record. NCBI's taxonomy places the organism in Eukaryota, Metazoa, Cnidaria, Hydrozoa, Anthoathecata, Hydridae.